Messenger RNA from Heterobasidion irregulare TC 32-1, 1920 nucleotides. RefSeq lists its product as uncharacterized. Gene Ontology annotation, biological process: carbohydrate metabolic process. The transcript is spliced from 20 exons. Lineage: Eukaryota; Fungi; Basidiomycota; Agaricomycetes; Russulales; Bondarzewiaceae. The annotation marks the transcript as partial. The record is from RefSeq and is a predicted model, not a curated record.
UCAGUUGCUCCGAAGGCGUAUCUGAGUCUCCCGCUGGGGGCUAUCAAGCCUGCUGGAUGGUUACACGAUCAGUUGGUUGUUCAAACGAAUGGUCUAGCGGGGCAUGAACACGAUUUCUACCAUUAUGUCUCGCAGAGUGACUGGAUUGGGGGAACAUCGUAUUAUUCGUACUUGGAAGAAGGCAGGCCCACUAUUUCUGGGAGCUACUGGUUUAAUGCGAUGGUCCCCAAUGGGGUUUUACUCGAUGAUGCGACCAUCAAGUCACAGACACAACAAUUCUUGGAUUAUGUCCUAGAUCACCAAGACGCGACUGGUUGGCUUGGGCCAGAGGUGAACACGACAAAACCGCGGUAUCUUUGGGGAAGGUACCCUUUCUUCUUUGGCGCAAUUCAAAUGGUCGAGGCGGACCCAACUCAAGCCGAUCGUGUCGUGACGGCAUUAUACAAAUUUGUCUCACUUGCUAACUCGAUGCUGCACAAUGGUACUGGCCUCGAGGAUUGGGCUAGGACACGCUGGGAGGACUUUGUCAUGACCCUGGAAUGGUUGUAUGAUUUCCAUCCUAAUGGCCAGGAAGAUCUCUUGAUAGACACCAUGAAGAUGCUGAAGUGGACUGGUGAUCCUUGGGAGGAUGUGUUCAAUACAGAGUAUUUUCCCACAACGGCGGUGGAGAACCUUGAAAAUCCUUUCCCAGUGUUGACCUGGCAUGGUGUCAACAUGGCUGAAGGGCUGAAGGCUUUGCCCUCAACCUAUCGAUUCACCCACAAUCAAUCCGAUCUUGACCGAGCGAGUGAAGGCUGGGAUCUGCUCUUUAAGUACCAUGGCCGGCCCUCUGGGAUAUAUGCUGCAGAUGAAUACUUGGCUGGACUCGAGGCUGCUAGAGGAACAGAGCUAUGUUUAGUCGUGGAAACCAUGUUCUCCGGAUCGUACUUAUAUCAAGUCAUUGGAGACACAAAAUUUGCCGACAGGGUCGAACGCAUAACGUACAAUGCCUUGCCUGCUACAUUGACAGGGGAUAUGUGGUCACGGCAGUAUCUUCAACAACAAAACCAGAUUGCUGCGCAAAAUAUGACACCCAACCCGUUCCCAAACGAUGGGCCAUAUUCCAAUGUGUUUGGCCUAGAACCUAACUAUCCAUGCUGCACUGUCAAUCAUCCGCAGGGCUGGCCCAAAUUCAUCACCAACUCUUUCGUGAUGACUCCGGACCAGCAGUCGCUCGUACAAGUGUACCUUGGACCUUUCAGCGCAAGCACGACGCUCGCCGGCGGUAACACGGUUUCGGCGAGCGUAGACACUAUCUACCCUUUCAGCGAUACCCUGACCACAACUAUCAGUGCGGAGAAGGCAUUUACCUAUUAUGUCCGGAUUCCAAAUUGGGUCACAAACGGGACGAUAAAAAUCAACGAGGGUGGCACUCAAGCAUUGUCUCCGAAGAGCGGGCUGCAAGCUAUUCGUCUGGGUGCUGGCGCCACGAAAUUCGUCUUGAAUCUUCCCGCGGAGAUCACGACAGAGUCCCGCCCCCAUGGGUCGAUUGCUGUGCACCGUGGUCCCCUGCACUAUGCUUUCGAUAUCGCGAGGAAUCAAACUGUCCUUGCCCGCAACUCGCAGGAAAGUCGGGCAGUCGAUUUACAGUUCGAAGCGACAAACAAUUGGAAAUACGCCAUAGAUCCGACAACACUGAAAUUUCACAAUACCUCACCGCCCUCUGGCUCUCUCCCAUCGCCCAUCUUUGAUUCGGGUCUCCCUCCUAUGACCAUCACGGCCACAGCAUGCCCUAUUGAUUGGCCUAUCGCUGGCAAUACCUUCGCCACAUCCCCGCCUGAGAGCCCAACUUGCACAGGAGAGGCUACUGCGAUAACUCUCUGGCCUUUUGGAGCCACGAAACUUCGCAUUGGCGAAUUUCCAACGUUCAGUUCAGCUUGA